This is a messenger RNA of Coffea arabica (coffee), 1289 nucleotides long. RefSeq lists its product as uncharacterized. NCBI's taxonomy places the organism in Eukaryota, Viridiplantae, Streptophyta, Magnoliopsida, Gentianales, Rubiaceae. The record is from RefSeq and is a predicted model, not a curated record.
ACAACAGCUAGGUUUGCCAAACUGAGGAGCCUUAGGGCCCUUCCAAGGAAAUCCAACAAGUCUUCCCUCCCUCUCUCCAUUUCUUUCCUUUUCCUUUCAUUUCCUCUCUCCCUCUAGAGUCAAGGGGAAAAAAAAAAGAAAGAUAAAAAUUGCGGUCAGUCUGGUCUAGUGGUAGACCGGUAGUAGUUCCAAAUGCCGACAUCUUCUAGAAGGUCCAGCGGGCCGGUGUUGCCUAUAGCGUCGGCGUUUCAGCGCUCCGUGUCUCCGUCUGGCCGGUUUUAUUCCCCGCCCACCGCCUCCGACAAGUCGUCCUUUUCUUCAUCCACCUCUUCCAGCUUUUGCUCCUCCACUUCAUCCAGCUUCUUCCACCGAUCGGCGUCUCCCACGCGCGUUAACCUCCACGGACUGGCUCCGAUUUCUCCGACGCCGUCGGUACGGAUGUCCAUCGACAGAUCCAUCUCGCCUCGCCGGUCCGUGGCGAUGUCGUCACCUCGGGACCACCACCACCAGGUGGUUCGCAAGCAGAGCAGCUGUAAGAGGACCUGCUUGUGUUCUCCCACCAGCCACCCAGGUUCCUUCAGGUGUAGUUUGCACAAGAACUUAAACAACUCGCCGCCGCCGCAGCAGCAGUCGCCGUCCUACUCGUUGAAGAAUCUGACCAUUCAGAGAUCGGCGAUGAAGAAUUCGCUCGUCCGGAUCGGGACAGUUGAAGGCGAUUUGGUAAAGCGAGCUUUAGCGGCUCUGAUUAGGCCUUCGUCGCAUCAGAUUCGCCGCCGCAGCGAUUUCCAGAGAAGGCCGAGCCGGCUCUCAGCCAUGUCCAAAGCCGGAGAUCCGUAGACACAGGUUGGUCUGACAAUUUUUGAUAUUAUCCGAUAAUUUUUGUCUGCCAGCGUUUUCCGGCGAAGAUGUCGGUGCCGAUGAAGAUAGACGAGAAACCGGCGGUCGGUUUCUGUACUCCGGCGAUUCGAAGUACCAAAGGAAACAGAUAGUAGCAGAGUUUUGAAACAGGGAGGGGACCCCAAGUGAAAGUGAAAUCUAUCACUUCCUUGUACAUAGUGAAUUGCUUGGAGCUCUGUGAUUGCUAGUAUUGCAAUUGUUUGGAGGACAUUUUUGGACAAAACAUUGAACACGUUACAUUGAAUUUUGGCCAACUAAUGCCAAAACAUUACUGACAAUAACAAUAAUAUUAUUAUAAUAAUGGGCAAAAAAAAUGGGGCUGGUGAAGUUGUAUCGUUCGUUCCUUGGUCAUUUGAACUCGAAUCAAUUCGUCCGGAUGAACUCCGUGUGCG